UAGCCAACAAAUCUCAUCAUAUGAAGGUCAGGUUGGAAGGAACAUCAAAUGUGAGAGUUCCAUGAGAGUGCAAGGAACAGAUCAAUCUCUGAAAAUCUGAAGGCAAAACCAUAACCAAACCAGAGAAAUUUCUCACAAGGCGAACAAUAUGUUGGACAAUCUACCACAAGAAGUGGUGUUUGAUAUCUUGGCAAGACUACCUGUCAAGUCCCUGUUACAAAUGAGGUGUGUAUGCAAAUCAUGGAACUCUCUAAUCAAUAGUCCCAAUUUCAUCACAUCACACACAAACCAAACUCUUGCAAACAACAACAAUGAAUUAGUACUACUUAGGCACCACACUGAUGGCAAAGAUCAGUUCACAGUGCAUUGCAAUAACAACACAUUCAAUGAGUGUACAACAUUUGAUUGCCCAUUUACAAACUGGACAAAGUAUUAUUUGAGGGUAGUGGGUUCGUGUGAUGGGUUAGUGUGCUUGUCGUCUCAUGAUCAAACUACGAUUUUAUGGAACCCAUCAAUCAAGAGAUGUUUGAAUCUUCCAACGCCUCGCAUUACAUAUAAGUCUCACGGUUCUUAUACGUUUAUCCUUGGAUUCGGAUUUGAUCCCUUGACUAACGAUUUUAAGGUGGUGAGACUUGUAUAUUUUCACAAGAACUUUGGUUACAGGCUUUCAGCAGAGGUCGAUGUUUAUAUGCUUAGCAUAGGGACUUGGAGAACUGUUAAUACUAUUGCCCCAUCAUAUAAUUUGAUGGAAUGCGUUUCCCAUGCUUUUGUGAACCGGGCUUGCCACUGGAUUGGAUUUGAGGCAAUGACGAAGGAAAUAAGGUGCUAUUUGAUACUGUCAUUCAACAUCAGUACUGAAGUGUUUCAUGAGAUAAAGCUCCCGGAUUGUGUUGCUAAUGUGUUCAGACUAAUUGCAUCGGUUGCAGUGUAUGAGGAAUCGAUUUGUUUGUUCCAUUAUGAUAGGGAUUGGGGGUAUCCAAGUAAGAAUUGUGAUAUAUGGGUGAUGAAAGAGUAUGGUGUGGUUGAGUCUUGGACUAAAUUGUUCACAAUUGAUUUUGGUAUAAGCAAAGCUGUAGGUUUUAGGAAGAAUGGUGAAUUUUUGGCAGAAGAUAGUGAGGGGAAGUUGGUUACAUAUGAUUUCAAGACGGGGCAAAUAGUGUAUCUUGGAAUCCAUGGGUUGAAACAAUCGUUUCAUUUGGAGAAUUACAUGGAAAGCCUAGUUUUACUUAUAGAAGGAAAUGAAGUUUUAGAGGAGAAGGCAAAAUCUCUCCCUGUGACUGUAGAGCCGUCUAGGAAAUAUAAAUUUCCCUUUCGAGUACCCUUCAUUGCACCAAAUGCUCCUCGAACAACUUUGAGGACUCCACCUUCCAUAGUUACUCUGUAA
Molecule: messenger RNA, 1384 nt
Organism: Camellia sinensis
Lineage: Eukaryota; Viridiplantae; Streptophyta; Magnoliopsida; Ericales; Theaceae
Product: F-box protein At3g07870-like
Molecular function (GO): protein binding
Source: RefSeq, a predicted model, not a curated record